UGUGUGGACGAUAUUUAGUCAUCGGCGCGAUCUCUGCCGGCACGUACAUACGUGUGUUAUUGUUUUUCUUCGACAUUUCGUCCAAAUCACGAUACAAUAAUGUCUGACGCAGUCUGCGGUAGUUGCAACGCUGUGAUCCAAGGAAGGAUAGUAACUGCGUUGAAUAAGAAGUGGCACCCCGAGCAUUUCUGCUGCAACAAGUGUCGCAAGCCAAUCGAAGGCUCCAAUUUCCACAAUCACGAUAAUGGCGCCGUGUGCGUAUCUUGCUACACCCAGCACUACAGCCCACGCUGCCAUGGCUGUGGAGAUCCCAUCACCGACCGAGUGAUCCAAGCCCUAGGGGUGUCAUGGCAUGCGAACCAUUUCGUCUGCGCCAAUUGCAAAAACGAGUUGGGCGGUGGCGGUUUUAUGGAACAGGCCGGCCGACCAUACUGCACGCCCUGUUAUGGGGACAAGUUCGCGGCAAAAUGCGCCGGCUGCGGCAAGCCCAUCGUCGACAAGGCCAUCAUCGCGCUCGAGGCGAAAUGGCAUCGCGAAUGCUUCACUUGCAAAAAAUGCAGAAAUCCAGUGACAGAUUCGACUUUCUCUGUGAUGGACAACAAACCUCUGUGCGGAAAAUGCGCUUAAAUUAACCUAACAAGUCACAAUUAUUUAUAAGUCAAUAGUCACACUGUAGUACGUGCUUUAUCCAUCGACAGGGCUGAGUUUGAACAUAAGAAUUAAAUAUUACAUUUGAUUGUUUGAAGGUCUGGACCUGAAUGCCUACACAUCGCUCGGAGCGUAAGGUUGCCACAUUAUUAUUUUACUUAUAUCUACAGGUUGUAUUCAUAAUUAAAAAAACUAUUCAAAACAGUAAUUACAUAUUGAUAUUUUUAUAUCAGAUCGCGGAUUGGUAUCUCGAUUAUGCGACUAUGAUUACGAAAUAGAAAUGGAAUGCUGAACAAUUCAGAACUUGAAGCACUCUUGUUUAAACAACCAUAAACACCACAACAAACAUUUAGUAGCAGUGUUAUUCACAUUACAGCGUUCUGGUUUCAAAGGGUAAGGGAGCUGGUAAAAUUACAGGCACAUGGGUUUUGUCAACUUAUGUCUCAAGGUGUUGGGCGCAGUGGAAGUGCCUCUAAG
This is a messenger RNA of Hyposmocoma kahamanoa, 1125 nucleotides long. Its product is annotated as transforming growth factor beta-1-induced transcript 1 protein. Bases 100 to 627 code for a protein of 175 amino acids. Gene Ontology annotation, cellular component: nucleus; Z disc. Gene Ontology annotation, molecular function: transcription coregulator activity. Lineage: Eukaryota; Metazoa; Arthropoda; Insecta; Lepidoptera; Cosmopterigidae. The record is from RefSeq and is a predicted model, not a curated record. The transcript has 6 exons.